This is a messenger RNA of Tachyglossus aculeatus (Australian echidna), 4360 nucleotides long. RefSeq names its product eukaryotic translation initiation factor 2 alpha kinase 3 (gene EIF2AK3). Gene Ontology annotation, molecular function: ATP binding; protein binding; protein kinase activity. The transcript has 17 exons. The coding region runs from base 1 to 3246 and encodes 1081 amino acids. Lineage: Eukaryota; Metazoa; Chordata; Mammalia; Monotremata; Tachyglossidae. Gene Ontology annotation, biological process: protein phosphorylation. The record is from RefSeq and is a predicted model, not a curated record.
AUGGAGCGCGCGACGCGGCCGGGGCUGCUCGGCCUGCUGCUGCUGCUGUUGCAGCAGGCGGCGGGAAGCGCGCAGCAGUUGCAGCGGCUGCAGCAGCUGCAGCCGUUGCAACCGUUGCAAUCGUUGCAAUCGUUGCAACCGCAGCAGCGCCCCGGGGCCGCCGCCGAAGUGACGGUGGAAGACGCCGCCGGGGACCAGGAGCCCGAGGACGAGCCGGACCCGAGGCCGAGCAGCAGGUCAUUAGUAAUCAUCAGUACUCUGGAUGGCCGCAUCGCUGCACUUGAUCCCGAGAAUCGUGGUCGGAAGUACUGGGAUUUAGAUGUGGGAUCUGGUUCCCUGGUGUCCUCUAGCCUCAGCAAACCAGAGGUGUUUGGGAAUAAAGUGAUUAUUCCUUCCUUGGAUGGAGACCUCUUCCAGUGGGACCGGGAUCGGGAGAGCAUGGAAGCGGUUCCUUUUACGGUUGAAUCUCUGCUUGAGUCAUCUUAUAAAUUUGGAGAUGAUGUUGUUUUGGUUGGAGGAAAAUCUCUUACUACCUAUGGCCUAAGUGCAUAUAGUGGCAAGGUGCGUUAUAUUUGUUCAGCAAUGGGUUGUCGCCGUUGGGAUGAUGAUGAAAUAGAACAGGAAGAUAUUCUCCUCCUUCAUCGAACACAAAAGACGGUCAGAGCUGUUGGACCCCGCAGCGGCAAUGAAAAGUGGAAUUUCAGUGUUGGCCACUUUGAGCUGCGAUAUGUAUCAGAUGUGGAAACACGAGCCGGAUUUCUUGAAAGUAAUUUUAAAUCUGGUGUAAACAAAGAGGAGUCUACAAUAAUUUCCGACGUGGAAGAACAAGAAGCCGUCAUGAAGGACACGGUGAUAAAGGUCUCAGUUGCCGACUGGAAGAUUAUGGCUUUUAAUAAGAAGGGAGGUCAUCUGGAAUGGGAAUACCAGUUUUGCACGCCAAUUGCGUCUGCCUGGCUGGUUAAAGAUGGGAAAGUCAUUCCGAUCAGUCUUUUCGAUGAUACAAGUUACGCAUCGGACAGCGGAAUCCUAGACGAUGAAGAGGACAUUGUGGAAGCUGCCAGAGGAGCCACGGAGUCUAGUGUCUAUUUAGGAAUGUACAGAGGCCAGCUGUACCUGCAGUCAUCAGUCAGGAUUUCCGAAAAAUUUCCCACCAACCCGAAGGCUUUGGAAUCUAUCAAUAAUGAAAAUUCGAUCAUUCCUUUGCCCACCAUCAAGUGGAAGCCUUUAAUUCAUUCUCCUUCCAGGACUCCUGUUUUGGUGGGCUCUGAUGAAUUUGACAAAUGUCUUAGCAAUGACAAGUUUUCUCAUGAAGAGUACAGCAAUGGUGCCCUCUCAAUUUUGCAGUAUCCAUAUGAUAACGGUUAUUAUUUACCAUACUACAAGAGGGAGAGGAGCAAGCGGAGCACACAGAUCACAGUUAGGUUUGUUGACAACAUGAACUACAACAAAAAUGUGCGUAAAAAGGAUCCUGUCCUCCUGCUACACUGGUGGAAGGAAAUAGCUGGCACCAUUCUGUUUUGCAUCAUAGCAACGACUUUCAUCGUGCGCCGACUCUUCCAUCCUAAUCCUCACAGGCAGCAGCGGAAAGAAUCUGAAACCCAGUGUCAGACUGAUAAUAAAUAUGAUUCCAUAAGUUGUGAAAUUAGCGACAGUAGCUGGAGUGACGUUAAGACCUCUGGAUAUGUGUCAAGAUACUUAACGGAUUUUGAACCAAUCCAGUGCAUGGGCCGCGGAGGGUUUGGAGUGGUCUUCGAAGCUAGAAACAAAGUAGAUGACUGCAAUUAUGCCAUCAAGAGGAUCCGUCUCCCCAAUAGGGAUUUGGCCCGCGAGAAGGUGAUGCGAGAAGUUAAAGCUUUAGCUAAGCUUGAGCAUCCAGGAAUUGUGAGAUAUUUCAAUGCCUGGCUGGAAGCACCGCCUGAAAAAUGGCAGGAAAAGAUGGAUGAACUGUGGCUGAAAGAUGAAAGCACGGACUGGCCUCUCAGCUCACCCAGCCCAAUGGAUGCACCAUCCGUUAAAAUCCGGAGAGUGGAUCCCUUCUCCACAAGAGAACAUGUUGAAAUCAUAGCCCCUUCACCUCAGAGAAACAAAUCCUUCUCUGUGGGGAUUUCUUGUAGCCGAUCAAGUUCCUCAGAGAGCCAGUUCUCCCCCCUAGAAUUCUCAGAAGUGGAAAACGGCAGCAACAGCGAAUCAGAAGAUCCAGGAUUCAACCUUCGGGACAGCUGCCUCGCCGACUGCGAUGUUGAAAAUGGCACUGUUGAUGGGAACGAUGAAGGGCACUCUUUUGAACUUUGUCCUUCAGCAGCUAGCCCCUACGUGAGGUCAGGCGAGAGAACCUCCUCUUCCAUUGUAUUUGAAGAUUCUGGUUGUGACAACACAUCCAGCAAGGAAGACCACAAAACCCUGGCGUUGCAUAAUGGCAACCGCUAUCCUGAUAGACUCAGUGAUACAAAAGACUCUCCUUCUGAAAGCCUCCUGUCCAUUUCUCCUCCAAGACCGACGACCUUAAGUUUGGACCUCACCAGAAACGUUGCGGAAAAACUUCAGCCCAGUUCACCGAAGGUGUACCUCUACAUUCAGAUGCAACUGUGUAGGAAGGAAAACCUCAAAGACUGGAUGAACAGACGGUGCAACAUCGAGGACCGGGAACGGACGGUGUGCCUGCAGAUCUUCCUGCAGAUAGCAGAGGCUGUUGAGUUUUUGCACAGUAAAGGCCUAAUGCACAGGGACCUCAAGCCUUCCAACAUAUUCUUUACAAUGGAUGAUGUGGUUAAAGUUGGGGAUUUUGGACUGGUGACUGCUAUGGACCAGGACGAGGAAGAGCAAUCGGUUCUUACCCCGAUGCCAGCGUAUGCCCGACACACUGGUCAAGUGGGAACGAAACUAUACAUGAGCCCAGAGCAGAUUUGUGGAAACAGUUAUUCUCAUAAAGUGGACAUCUUCUCAUUGGGUCUGAUUCUGUUUGAAUUGCUCUACCCAUUCAGCACUCAGAUGGAGAGAGUCAGAAUUUUAAGUGAAGUAAGGGAUCUCAAAUUUCCACCACUCUUUGCAACAAAAUACCCUCAAGAGUACACGAUGGUCCAGCUCAUGCUUUCUCCAUCCCCGACGGAGAGGCCGGAGGCUACAGCUAUCAUCGAAAACGCCUUAUUUGAGGACCUGGAAAUCCCAGUCAAGACAGUGCUCAGGCAGAGGUCCCGCUCCCUGAGUUCAUCGGGAAUGAAGCACUCGAGACAGCCGAGCAGCAGCUGAGCCAGGCAGACAAAUCGGCGUCGGCAGGACCCACGAUUUGGAAACGAGGGCCUCGGUUCUGGGUUCCAUCUGACCUAUUCCCGUAUGUCAAGUGUCGCUCGAAUGGUCAGGCAAAGAUAAGCCGAGAAAGCGAGGGGUUUUUCGAUCUCGCUACGCCAACGACAGGGGAUGACUAACCUUUUUCUGAAGCUGUCCUUUUGCUGCUUUGAUGUCUGAAGGACUGUGAGCACGUUGUUGGGUAGGGACCGUCUCUAUACUUGUACUUUCCAAGGGCUUAGUACAGUGCUCUGCACACAGUAAGCACUCAAUAAAUACGAUUGAAUGAAUGAAGGAUGGCCACUCAAGCCCUCCGUCUGACUCCCCCGGCCUCCUUUUCCUUUAGCCUCUCUUUGAAGCUCUGGGAUCGUCACUAAUGCCAGGUGCCUGGAGCGCUGGAAUAGAUCCCUAAAGUGUAUAUAGAAUUCAACUAUUUUUCUAGCACAGAUGACAGCCUCAAAGCUUGGUGGAUAAAAUGUCCUAGGAAAUGCCCUCCGAAGACAUGAGGAUGAGCGUGAAAGCGGCUUCUGCCAAGCUGACUCCCUUUUCAUUGUUCCCGGUGGGUGAAUUUGGAAUCUGCACUAUUUUAAAGGGAGAGUAGCACAAAUGUAUAUGAAUCUCUAUCCAUAGGUAGUUUUUUAGUGGUAUCUGUGGUCUAUAUUGCCACAAAUCGGAAGGUUCUAGGAACAUUUAAAUGCAUUCUGUACUCUGUCCCCUAGUUGGGGAAAUGAAGUUUUGGAUGUAAUAUGGCUAUAGAUACUGUAAAAAAAACACAGAAACCUUAAGAAAUGAAGUUUAUACUGAAAUCUUACAAUUAGGGGAUUUUUAAAACUUGAGUCAUAAGUGUUUUACAUAAUCUUGUAGACUUAUUUUCCCAAAACUGAUUGUAAGCAACUGUUUAAUCAUCUAACUGAAUGGUCUAAUUUGCUUUUAUUUUCCACUGUAAAUAUGUUCAUUUUUAUUUAUAAAAAUGCAGAAUCAAUCCGUUUGGGUUGGUGGUGUACAGGACACGCUUAAGUGUGUUAACUACUGUGACUUCUUUCAAGUCUAAAUGAUUUAAUAAAACUUUUGUAUUUAA